Molecule: messenger RNA, 348 nt
Organism: Exophiala spinifera
Lineage: Eukaryota; Fungi; Ascomycota; Eurotiomycetes; Chaetothyriales; Herpotrichiellaceae
Exons: 1
Coding region: 1-348 (115 amino acids)
Source: RefSeq, a predicted model, not a curated record
AUGUCUGUCGUCAACUGGAAAACCUCGCCCUUCGAGGUCUACAUCGGACGGCACGUUCCCGACGGCCCCUCCAAUGUAGCUCCCGAAGCCUGUAUCUACGGCAACCCCUUCGUGCUGAACGACGUCGACGACCCUGUCGAGCGCGCCCAAGUCAUCGGCGCGUACGAGAAGUGGCUUCUAUCACCCGAGCAGCGCGGGCUGGUGGAGCGCGCCAAGAGAGAACUACCGGGGAAGGUACUGGGGUGUUGGUGUAAGCCCAAGAAUUGCCAUGGCGAUGUGUUGUUGAGGGUGGCGAUGGAGAGCGACGAGACGACGGAGAAGAAGAGGGUGGAGAUGGGCGUGGUGUAG